AUGAUAUACCACGGGCGGACGGGGUUCAUGGUGCGCGCAGACAUGCUCGGCGCCGUCAACACCUUUGUCAAGCCUGCCAACGACCGUGUCUGCCGCCUCGACAUCCGCGCUACCCCGCAAAACUUCUCCAUCAUCUCAGCCUACGCUCCCACCAAUGACGGAGACGAAGAAGAAAAGGACGCCUUCUACGCGGACCUGGACGCGCUGAUCGACUCCAUUCCCGAGGGGUCCUUCCCUAUCCUCAUGGGGGACUUCAACGCGAAGGUGGGGAAGGCGGACGAGCCGCUCACCGACAAUGGCCGCCGUCUCCUGGACCUCGCGGUGUCCAAGGACCUCGUCAUCCGCUCCACCAUGGACAAGCGGAGCCGUGGCAAGAAGAUCACAUGGCUCUCGAACGACGGGAAAACGCGGAACCAGAUUGACCAUGUGCUGGUGCCGGGUCGCCUCAAAUCUGCCUUCCGCUCGGUGGUCUCCGUCCCCGAGGCCAAAGUGGGCUCGGAUCACCUCAUGGUCCGGGCCGUCUGCUCCCUCAACCCCAACAAGCGGUGGGCGCCGAGGGCACCCCCAGCGAAGACUGACCGGCCUUUCGCGGUCGGGCGGCUGGUCGAGGCGGACAAAGCCAAAGAGUUCGCAGACCGGGUAGCAGAGCUACUGAAAACCAACCCGCCUGAAGAGGACGCCACCCUGGACCAGCUGUGGGAGCAUCUCCGCUCCGCCAUCCUCACCGCGGCGGAGGAGAAGCUGGGCAGGCAGAAAUCUCUGCGCUAUUUCAAAGAAACAACCAUUGUCGCAGACAAUAUCAGUACAUCACCUUAG
This is a messenger RNA of Frankliniella occidentalis (western flower thrips), 816 nucleotides long. Its product is annotated as craniofacial development protein 2-like. The record is from RefSeq and is a predicted model, not a curated record. Bases 1 to 816 code for a protein of 271 amino acids. The transcript is spliced from 2 exons. Gene Ontology annotation, cellular component: nucleus. NCBI's taxonomy places the organism in Eukaryota, Metazoa, Arthropoda, Insecta, Thysanoptera, Thripidae. Gene Ontology annotation, molecular function: catalytic activity. Gene Ontology annotation, biological process: chromatin remodeling.